UUUCUGAGCUUGCUGAACUCUGUCUCGUUGUGGGGCGUUCCACAAUGGGCGCUCGUUUCGAGCAGCAGGCGUCCUCAGGCAGGCUCUUAUUCCAGCACGACGAAAGAGCCAAUAACAAGAUCCCUUUGAUGGCGUCACUGGGCGUGGCCCUAUCCAUGCGAGCACUUGACGCAAAGCCCGGUGACAUAGUAAACGCCGUGGAAGGGUUCCGAGCGGCGCGCAUCCCCGAUGCAAGCGCCAUGGCCCGACUUGCCCACGUUGCGAUGUUGACGUCCUCCUUCUUUUCUCGCAAGCAGAUGCUCGACCUGCUCUCCGCGCUGGCCGACUUAGGAUUGCGUCACGAGGCGCUUCUCCUCAACAUCGGUAAUAACAACAAUCUCAUCUCACCCUCCGCAUUCGUGUCAGUACCCGAGCUGUUGCAGCUCGCUAAUGUGUACGCUCGUUUCAGAAUUGCCGUGCCCCGUGUCCGCAAUGUUCUAACGGAAAAUUGGAGACGAGUUGUGACCUCCUUUCCAAAGCUAACGCGCAUAGGGAAAAAGCAAGACCAGCACAAGAAUGACAAUCAUCAUCAUGAUGCGUUCGACGAGUCAUCCACUUGGAAGGGGGGAGAAGAUGACGACUUCUCUCUCGUCGUUGAGGAUCCGGCUGAAUCUGAAAGGUGUCUGCAAACAGCGUCUAAAAGCUUAGAAACUCUGGCGGCUGCGGAUGACACAGGAGAUGGACAUGAAAGACUACCUCCAGGCUCGUAUGACACGACGUCCUCGUCUACCUCAGCUGCGAGACAGUUGGCAGAGUUUGUUGUUUCAACGCACGAGCUGGAUCUCGCUGUUUUCUCGACGGUAGCACAAGAGAGCCGCUCAAGGGUACCACUUCGAGCACUAUCGCCAGAUCUUCUCUGGCGCUUUCUGGUUGCCUUGGCGGAGGCGUCGGACGGGCCAAGAACGUGCUCCUCGGGACGCGGAAAUCUUGACUCUUUAAGUAGUACCGGUGUUGUUUCGUUUCCGCAGGAAGACAUGCUUAUAUCGUGGGCGAACUUGAAGAAAAAGGCGGGGAGUAAUUCCUUUCAUGUGACGGUAUUUGCUCCGCACUAUGCUCCCCAUUUGAUUCGUAUCGUAGGCCUGUGGGCGAUGAACGGACACCGAGACAUGCAGCAACUUCGCCCUCUUCUCAUGUUGGCUGAAGAUAUGCUUUCGAAAUGGUCGACGCAAAAUUUUGCAUCAGGCGUUUCUUCGGGAGAAGAUGCAAGACCUGAGGAGGCAAUCAGUAUUGAACACGAAGCAGCCGAUAGUGAAGAGGUAAGACCAAGAGAUGCUGGAGUAGGCGUUUCUCUUUCACGUGUGGCAGAGCUUUGUCAUGUGGCAAAAGGCAUACGCUCACUGCCACCCUCUGAAGCUGGGCCUCUGCGAAAUCAAGUUGCACCUCUCUUGGAAAACACACUCAAAUCGUCAGACGUUACGAAUGUCGGGGACGAGGACGACGGCUCUUCCUUUAUUUAUUGGGAGAGCCUUGCACUCUCAGGAUUGAUAAUGGAUCUUGAUAUGGUGGAAAGCAGUUGCUUGGAAAUCGCGUCUAAGUCACGCAACAAGAAAUUGAGACGUCUCGCAGGCCUCGACGUGGGUGCUCUUGGAAUUGACCUUCAGCCCGAGGAGUUCCCGAGUGAGGACAUCAACUACGCGGCCUACUGGCGUAAACUUGGGGCCCCACGAGGUGGACUUCCUUUGUUAGCAAAUGGCGCACUAGAAAGUGAAAGGAAAUUUUCGCCGGUUUUACCUCAGUUGCUUCCAAGAUAUGUGGUACUUGAAGCUGGUGACACCGAUUGUAUCAACCUGACUAAAAUAAACUAUGAUGGACAGGUUGAGUCCUCGCAUAGAACGCGUUAUCUUCUCGAAGAUCCACGCGAGCAUAAAAUCUAUAAUGAAUUAAGUUUUGAGACUCUGGCCAUCUGCAAGCGCUACCGGAUUGAGCGCCACUUGCAGCGCCGAGACUUGUGGAGGCGGAAUUCCAGGGCGAAUAGCGGCGCUGUUUGCCGGUUGUAA
Messenger RNA from Amoebophrya sp. A25, 2036 nucleotides. Lineage: Eukaryota; Dinophyceae; Syndiniales; Amoebophryaceae. The record is from the annotation of a GenBank genome assembly.